GAAAAUAAAACAAAGUUAUCUGUGAUGAAAGACAUAAUAUAUUUUUAUGGUUAUUAAUAUAAUAAUAGGAGUAUUUUACUUAUUAAUUAUGACAACUUGAUUAUUUAGAGUGUACAUUUAAUUAAUUUAUAUGAAAAUAUGUGGUUUCUACAUUUGCUUAGUUAUUUGUCUUUAUUAAUACAGAUUGUUUUUAUAACUAUAUCUCUUGCUGCCGGAUUAUAUUACCUUGCAGAAUUAGUCGAAGAGCAUACAGUUCUAGCCAAGCAAGCAAUUUACAUUAUGAUAUCAACGUCUGUGUUAAUAUAUAUUGGAUUUAUAUUCUUUGAAUCGUUCAGUUGGAUUUUAAUAAUGUGUGGCCUAGCAGCUCAAAUAUCACAUUAUUCAAUAUUACAAACUUUUCCUUCAGUACGAUUGUCUUCUGCUUCAUUCAUAGCCGCUGUGAUUCUUCUUGUAGUUAAUCAUUACCUAGCAUUCACAUUUUUUGCUAGCACUUACCAUCCAUUUUCACAGGUUGUGGCCUACUUUAUAUUAUGCCUUUGGCUUGUGCCAUUUGCAUUGUUUGUAUCGUUAUCAGCGAAUGAUAAUGUACUUCCCACAGUCAAAGAAAGCUCUUCAUUAUUACAUGACAAUGAUGUGGUCUCUCACUAUUUCUCACGCAAUGGACAAAAACCUGGCUUGCUUACAUUUUUUAACAAAGUGAAGGAUUCUAUUCUGCCACAAACAAAUAAGAAGUCCUUCUAGUGAUUUUAUAUAAUAGAAC
Messenger RNA from Ctenocephalides felis (cat flea), 760 nucleotides. RefSeq names its product protein TEX261. Gene Ontology annotation, cellular component: COPII-coated ER to Golgi transport vesicle; endoplasmic reticulum membrane; Golgi membrane. Lineage: Eukaryota; Metazoa; Arthropoda; Insecta; Siphonaptera; Pulicidae. The coding region runs from base 139 to 741 and encodes 200 amino acids. Gene Ontology annotation, biological process: endoplasmic reticulum to Golgi vesicle-mediated transport. The record is from RefSeq and is a predicted model, not a curated record. Gene Ontology annotation, molecular function: COPII receptor activity. The transcript has 4 exons.